Messenger RNA from Polyodon spathula (Mississippi paddlefish), 3798 nucleotides. Its product is annotated as EF-hand calcium-binding domain-containing protein 4A-like. NCBI's taxonomy places the organism in Eukaryota, Metazoa, Chordata, Actinopteri, Acipenseriformes, Polyodontidae. The coding region runs from base 487 to 2526 and encodes 679 amino acids. The transcript is spliced from 19 exons. Gene Ontology annotation, molecular function: GTP binding; GTPase activity; calcium ion binding. The record is from RefSeq and is a predicted model, not a curated record.
AAAAACAGGAUCCUGAGAUUUCCCCAAGAGCCAGCCAGCUGGUUAUUCAGUGUAGACAAAAGAAGAAGUUGUAAAAUAGUCAAAAACUGAACUAUAAAACUGGUAAAUGCAGGAGUGUUAAUAAUAAUAAUACAAAGCAAUCAGACGUUAAAAUAAAGCCUGCUUGCUGGGCUGGGAUCGGUUGCCCGUGCUGUACCGGGGGAGGCGGAUAAAACAAACAAGAAGGAUCUUUGUCCAUUUCCGGAUUGGGGAAACCCAUCUGUCGUGGAAAGAGUAGGCGGUGCCGUCUGAUCGAAGGGAGCAAGAGGGAGAAGAAGAGAGAAAGAGAGAGAGAGAGGGGGAGACACCUGCAGCCACAGCACACCAGUAUCAACGCCGGUGCGCACUCGGCAGAGCCACCGGCAAGCAUCUUCACUAAUAAAGUGCCUGCUUGCACUCAGAGCUGACUGUGGAGACGUCUUUUCGACAGGAGGUCAAGGUGGAGGCAUGGCGGGCAGGCGGAGAGGCAUAGAGCUGCUGGGUGAGGGGGCAGACAGCCCCAGGGCGGGGCGUCGAGGCCAGCAGGCAGCGGGGAGCCCUAGAGCUGGCAGAGGAGAGGCAGCAGCCGGCAGCGUGCAGCAGGAGAUGCUGGAGAAAGCCAGGGUUCUGUUCCAGCUGUGUGACAAAGAGGAGAAGGGCUUCAUCACCAAGAGAGAUAUGCAGCGCUUGGAGAAUGAGCUGCCCCUGACUCCGGAGCAGCUGGAGGAUGUCUUCGACAGUCUAGAUCAGGACGGGAACGGCUACCUCACCCCCCUGGAGUUCAGCAUGGGCCUGGGGAGGUACAUCGGUGUCGAGGUGCUCCCUGAGCCCGAGGGUUCGGACUCGUCUGUCCUGGAGGACACGUUUGUCUCUGGAGGCUGGGAGGAGGACCUGUCCAUGCUGGAGGACAGUGAGGAGAGACGCUUCUGUGUGAUGAUGCAGCAGCUGGGAGCCACGCAAGUCUUCAAAGAUCAGUCCGAGGUCAGGGAGCUGUGGGCCAGGCUGCACAGGGACCGACCGGAGCUGCUGUCUGAUUUCGAGAAGCUCCUGUCCAAGGUGUCGACUCACAUCCAGGAGGUGCACCUGGAGAAGAACUCGAUGGAGCAGGCGUUGCACAGGAGGGAGUGUGAUCAUGACAGGGAGGUGCACUCUCUGUACAAGGAGAUGGAACACCAGAUCACCAUUGAGAAAGACAGACUGCUGAACCAGGAUUCCCUGCGGCAGAGCGACAAGAGCCUGCAGCUGCAGAGAGAGUUGGGAACGAAGGAGCAAGAACUGGAGGGGAUCGUGGGGAGACAAAGACAGUUGGAGAGCCAGCUUCACGAGCUGAGCUAUGAGCAGAUGGAGACGCGGGUUCAGAAUGAACGCCUUCGACACACAAACAAGGAUUUGCAGGACCAGCUGGAGAGGAGCAGAAGGGAGCUGGACACAGCACAGCAUCAUCUGCGACAGCUACAGGAGGAAGCAUCGAGAGAGCAGAGGCAGAAAGACAGGGAUAUUGUUAAAGUUUCCAGGAACAUGCAGAAGGAGAAGGAGAGUCUGCUGAAACAGCUGGAGCUGCUGAGGGAGAUGAAUAAGAAGCUGCAUGACGAGCGCGACGCCCAUGAGUCCAGGAAGCUGAAGCCCUCUGGCAAAAAGCCCCUGCUGAAGAAAGGGUCAGUGAUAGGCAAAUACUUCAUGGAGGAGAAGCCAAUCAAACGACAGCUGAGCCCUCCCAAUCUGGCAUCUCCAACCCCAGAGGAAGUGACAUCAGAGCCCAACAGGAAGAACAGCAAGUAUGUGACCAAUCAGGGAGCUGAAGAAGCAGACGGGUGCGUAGAAGAGGCAGGGCAGAGACAGGAAGAGGAAGAAAUCAAGCUGUUGGCAAGAGGGCUGCCUGUGGGCACUGAAACAGUGGACUGCAGCUCCUCCUCCCUGCCCCCCGAGAGGGUCUUCAAGGUGGUCUUGGUCGGGAACUCUGGGGUGGGGAAGAGCUCCUUCAUCUACCGAUUCUGCCAGGGCUGCUUCCUGUCUGAGAUCAGAGCCACUGUGGGCAUCGAUUACCAGGUGAGGAGUCUGAGCGUGGACUCGACCCCCGUUGCCCUGCAGCUGUGGGACACUGCUGGCCAGGAGAGGUUUCGCAGCAUCACGAAGCAGUAUUUCCGGAAGGCUGAUGGGAUCCUGGUGAUGUACGAUGUGACCCAGGAGUCCUCCUUCACCGCCGUGAGGAACUGGAUGAUCAGCGUGCAGGAGGGAGUGGAGGACAGCGCCGUGAUCUUCCUGCUGGGGAACAAGACAGACAUGGCCGGACCAGAAAGGAGGGAGGUCACUACUGAAGAGGGGCUGAGACUUGCAGAGGAGUACCAGGCUGUGUUCUACGAGUGCAGCGCCAAGGCAGAAUACAACAUCACACAGCCCAUGAUGCACAUGGCCAGGUUACUGGCUGAGCAGGAGGAUAAACAGUGUUACAGCGCCCUCUACCUGUCCAAGGAUUAUAACAAGAAGAAGGGCUGCUGUAUAAAAAACUAAUAGCAGGCCAGUCUGACCUCUGACCUGCUUACGACCCCUGGAUCGCCAGCCUUCCAGAAGGACUUCAUAAGUCAAAGUUAAUAACUGUCUCAAUUAUUAUAUUCAUCCUCAUCAAAUGAUCUGGAGUCGGUCUAUGCUGUAGUGAGUCAAUUAAUGUUUCUGACAAACUGAAUCAGAUGAUACCCUCAUAGCUGUGAACCUGAUCAAAUAAUCUGAUUUGUGCAAAUGGGUUCAAAUCACAUCUUAUCCAGAACUGCGAUUACCCAAACCAAGCAAGUCCCAUUCGUUCUGGAGGGAGACUCACUUCUGUAGCUUUCCAAUCUCAUAGUUAGAAGACUAUCUCCUGCAGGAACUUUCCAAUCUCAGAGUUAGCAGAGUCACUUCUGUAGGAACUUUCCAACCUCAGAGUUAGAAGACUCGCUCUCUCUGCAAAUGUUUCCCUCUCUCGCUCACUUGCAUGAUGUGAUGUUUGCUGCUCUAGUGUGGAGGCAGGCAGGUCUGUGGCUGCCUCAUUUCAUCCCAGCCCCUUGCCAGUAACUGUUCAAUUGCUGUUGUGUUCUUGUAAAAUGCUGGACGAGUUUACACGCUGGCUUCAUGUUUACACACACUGUCUUCUUGUUUACACGCUGGCUUCAUGUUUACACACACUGUCUUCUUGUUUACACGCUGGCUUCAUGUUUACACACACUGUCUUCUUGUUUACACGCUGGCUUCAUGUUUACACACACUGUCUUCUUGUUUACACGCUGGCUUCAUGUUUACACACACUGUCUUCUUGUUUACACGCUGGCUUCAUGUUUACACACACUGUCUUCUUGUUUACACGCUGGCUUCCUGUUUACACACACUGUCUUCUUGUUUACACGCUGGCUUCAUGUUUACACACACUGUCUUCUUGUUUACACGCUGGCUUCCUGUUUACACACACUGUCUUCUUGUUUACACACACUGUCUUCAUGUUUACACACACUGUCUUCUUGUUUACACACACUGUCUUCUUGUUUACACACACUGUCUUCUUGUUUACACACACUGUCUUCUUGUUUACACGCUGUCUUCUUGUUUACACACACUGUCUUCUUGUUUACACGCUGGCUUCAUGUUUACACACACUGUCUUCCUGUUUACAUGCUAUAUUUUAAAUAAUUACCCAUCAUUCAAUCUUCUGGGACAGUGUCCUGUUUUCUUUCCCUUCUAAAUUGACUCGAGAGAAUCACAUGUGAUAUUUGAUCAUUUUUAAAUACAUGUAUAUAUUAAAUUAUUUUAACUACA